AUGAAGGCCUUCCGAGCCAUCUUGUUCACCCUAGCACUGCUAGGCAACCUCUGCCAAGGUUCUCCCUUCGCGGUUCCCUCCGAGGCGAUUCUCAUGUACUGCGCUCUCGUCUUGGACUUUUCGGCGAACGGGGCCUCACGCACACUGGCGCCAAAACUGAGCAACACGGCCCUCGUCGACUUCGGGACGUUUAUCUCCACAGUUUUUGCGCAACGUCUCCCCCAAAGUGGCAUUUGGACAAGCAUGAAUCCGCAAUAUAACCAAGCCACACUGGACGAGAUUGGUGCCUCUCUGAAAACUGACAAGUACAGCCUUGUUGAACUUCUUGGUCUUCAAGAGGGCGCUCAGAUUAAUCACCGUUCAACGCUCCAGCGAAUCGCCGACAUUGUCAAGUCCACACGCGGUAGCACUGCCCUAGGCUUUGCCGACGUCUGGAAUAACCAGUAUCCAGAGUUCAGAAGGGCGCUGGCCGGAACACAAGCCGUACGGGUGCAGGAUAUGUAUCGUACCAGCGUGAGCAUAUUGUGGGCAGCAGAUUUCCCCGACAAGACCCUCAAGGCCUCGGAGGUCGCCGUCCUGGAUACAGAUGUUACCUUCCUCCAGCCGGACUGGAGCGCGACCGCUGCGGCGAACGGAGAAUCCCCCGAGGAGAUUAAGACCUACCGUACCUGGUACGUGGGUCUUUCAGGAAGAAGCGGACAAGAGGCCAGGAAAUUCAGAAACCAUCAAAAGAUCACCAACACAAUCGGACAGAGCUUGAGUGAGCUGGAUAGUGUGGACAGCUGCAAGGCGCGCUAG
This is a messenger RNA of Aspergillus brunneoviolaceus CBS 621.78, 798 nucleotides long. RefSeq lists its product as uncharacterized. The record is from RefSeq and is a predicted model, not a curated record. The transcript has a single exon. Bases 1 to 798 code for a protein of 265 amino acids. Lineage: Eukaryota; Fungi; Ascomycota; Eurotiomycetes; Eurotiales; Aspergillaceae.